Molecule: messenger RNA, 942 nt
Organism: Lepus europaeus (European hare)
Lineage: Eukaryota; Metazoa; Chordata; Mammalia; Lagomorpha; Leporidae
Gene: SPEM1
Product: spermatid maturation 1
Exons: 3
Coding region: 1-942 (313 amino acids)
Biological process (GO): sperm individualization; flagellated sperm motility
Cellular component (GO): cytoplasm
Source: RefSeq, a predicted model, not a curated record
AUGGCCAUGGCUGAGCGGCCACGGCCUGGCUGGGCCUAUCAUCACAGCCCCAACCACAACAAUUGCCAGGACGUGGGCAACUCCAUCCUGUUGCUCUUGGGCCUCAUCAUCUGCAUUAACAUUGGCAUCAAUAUGGUGACCCUGCUCUGGAGCCGACUCCGCGUCAUCUUAUACCGAGUGUUCUGUGCCAUCUGUGAGAAAGAUGCCCCUAAACUGCCCCCCCCACCCGAGAAGCCAGCCCAGCCCUCGAAGCAAGGUGUCCCUGAAGUCCACCUCCGAUGCACCAUGGACCCUGUGAAAAUGACCGUGACCCCUCCACCGGUUCGUCGCCACCGCCGCCGAGGCUCUCUGUCACGCCGUGCCCACCGCCCCGUGGUUUGGGCACCUGACACGGAUGACGAGAAGCCCUCACCGCAGCACCCAGCAAUCUGCUCCCACCACUGUGACGGCCCCAAGAACUGGGAAGGCUUCCAGUCCAUCCAGGGCAUCUGGGCUCCCUGGACUCCAGACGCUCUGGAGCCGGCUCCCCACACCAUCCGCUUCCAGUCGAACAUAGAGGAGAGGCCCCACAAAACGGACUUCCGAUCGGAGCUGGGCCUGGAGGCCUACGUGUACCCUGUCAACCCCCCGCCUCCCAGCCCUGAGGCCCCCUGCCACAGGAACAGCGGGGCGGGGGCAGAAGCGGGCGCAGAGGCUGAGGCCUCCCAGUGCCAGGCUCAGCCUGCCCCUCCGCCCGUCCUGGGCCCCGCAGUCGUUCCCGAAUUUCCCCGGCGCCGCUCCUCAGUCCGAAUAGUGUAUGAUGCCCGGGACGUGAGGCGGCGGCUUCGGGAGCUGACGCGGGAGGUGGAGGCCCUGGCCCGCUGUUACCCCGUAGUCUCUGGGUCUAGCACUGCCGAGGCGGCAAGUAAAGACUGGGUGUAUCGUUCCCCGACUGCAAGGUGA